Molecule: messenger RNA, 1908 nt
Organism: Penicillium atrosanguineum
Lineage: Eukaryota; Fungi; Ascomycota; Eurotiomycetes; Eurotiales; Aspergillaceae
Gene: hsp70
Product: molecular chaperone Hsp70
Exons: 1
Coding region: 1-1908 (635 amino acids)
Biological process (GO): vesicle-mediated transport; cellular response to unfolded protein; protein refolding
Cellular component (GO): cytosol; nucleus; cytoplasm
Molecular function (GO): misfolded protein binding; heat shock protein binding; ATP hydrolysis activity
Source: RefSeq, a predicted model, not a curated record
AUGGCCCCCGCCGUCGGUAUCGAUCUGGGUACCACCUACUCCUGUGUGGGUGUGUUCCGUGAUGACCGCAUUGAGAUCAUUGCCAAUGACCAGGGUAACCGUACUACCCCCUCGUUCGUUGCCUUCACCGACUCCGAGCGUCUCAUCGGUGAUGCCGCCAAGAACCAGGUCGCCAUGAACCCCCACAACACUGUCUUCGACGCCAAGCGUCUCAUUGGUCGUCGUUUUGCCGAUGCUGAGGUCCAGGCCGAUAUGAAGCACUGGCCCUUCAAGGUCGUCGACAAGGCCACCAAGCCCAUCCUCGAGGUUGACUUCAAGGGUGAGACCAAGCAGUUCACUCCCGAGGAGAUCUCCUCCAUGAUCCUCACCAAGAUGCGUGAGACCGCUGAGGCUUACCUCGGUGGCACCGUCAACAACGCUGUCAUCACUGUCCCCGCCUACUUCAACGACUCUCAGCGUCAGGCUACCAAGGACGCCGGUCUCAUUGCCGGUCUUAACGUCCUCCGUAUCAUCAACGAGCCCACUGCUGCUGCCAUUGCCUACGGUCUUGACAAGAAGCAGGAGGGUGAGCGCAACGUCCUCAUCUUCGAUCUCGGUGGUGGUACCUUCGAUGUGUCUCUCUUGACCAUUGAGGAGGGUAUCUUCGAGGUCAAGGCCACCGCUGGUGACACUCACCUUGGUGGUGAGGACUUCGACAACCGUCUCGUCAACCACUUCGUCAACGAAUUCAAGCGCAAGCACAAGAAGGACCUGACCACCAACGCUCGCGCUCUCCGCCGUCUCCGCACUGCUUGCGAGCGUGCCAAGCGCACCCUGUCCUCUGCUGCUCAGACCUCCAUCGAGAUCGACUCUCUGUUCGAGGGAAUUGACUUCUACACUUCCAUCACCCGUGCCCGUUUCGAGGAGCUCUGCCAGGACCUCUUCCGCGGCACCAUGGAGCCCGUUGAGCGUGUCCUCCGUGACGCCAAGAUCGACAAGGCCUCCGUCCACGAGAUUGUCCUCGUCGGUGGUUCCACCCGUAUCCCCAAGAUUCAGAAGCUCGUCUCCGACUUCUUCAACAAGGACCCCAACAAGUCCAUCAACCCCGAUGAGGCCGUUGCCUACGGUGCUGCCGUUCAGGCCGCUAUCCUGUCUGGUGACACUUCCUCCAAGUCCACCAACGAGAUCCUGCUUCUCGAUGUUGCUCCUCUCUCCCUCGGUAUCGAGACUGCUGGUGGUGUCAUGACUGCUCUGAUUAAGCGCAACACCACUAUCCCUACCAAGAAGUCCGAGACCUUCUCUACCUACUCCGACAACCAGCCCGGUGUCCUGAUCCAGGUCUUCGAGGGUGAGCGUGCUCGCACCAAGGACAACAACCUCCUCGGCAAGUUCGAGCUCACUGGCAUUCCCCCCGCUCCCCGUGGUGUUCCCCAGAUUGAGGUCACCUUCGAUCUUGAUGCCAAUGGUAUCAUGAACGUCUCUGCUGUUGAGAAGGGUACCGGAAAGACCCACAAGAUCACCAUCUCUAACGACAAGGGUCGUCUGUCCAAGGAGGAGAUCGAGCGCAUGCUCUCCGAGGCUGAGAAGUACAAGGAGGAGGAUGAAGCCGAGGCUGGCCGUAUCCAGGCCAAGAACGGCCUCGAGUCCUACGCCUACUCCCUCAAGUCCACCAUCAACGAGGGCAAGCUCCCCAUCUCUGAUGAGGACAAGAAGAAGAUCGAGGAGAAGGUCUCCGAGGUCAUCUCUUGGCUCGACAACAACCAGACUGCUGAGAAGGAUGAGUACGAGUCUCAGCAGAAGGAGCUUGAGGCUGUUGCCACUCCCAUCAUGAAGGGUGCCUACGAGUCUGCCGGCGGUGCCCCCGGUGGUGAGACUCACCAGGCCGAUGCCACCGAGGAGGCCGGUCGUGAGCCCGAGGACCUUGACUAA